UGGACGUGUUAAGAAACUGUUGCGCUCCAGUCCUCCACCGUUCCCACCAUUCCGCCUUAUAUACGCGUACAGAAGUGAAAGGUCGAUCGGUUUCAGAGUUCGGCUGUAUCAGAUAAACAGAGACAGUUUUGCAGAGCAUUCAAGUCAAGAAUAACAAGUUUAUGAGGUGACAGUUGUUACAGGCGAACUUUAUGUAACUUACUUGUGAAGAAUUGCCAUCGACAGAACGGUCUGUUUUGCCAGUAUUACACCAAGGUUGUUCUUCUAUUCCCGUUUUUUUCCUCCCCACUAAACCCAGCCGAGAUAAGGAAAUCUGCAGUGUGCAAUACAUAAAGAGUAUUGAUACUUAAAGUUUAUAUAAAGUUCUGGCUGAAUACUACAUGCUAUCAGGCCAGAGUCAUGUGAGGAAUGGGGGGCGUUAACCAAUGAAUGUGGAUUUACCAGUUUGGUCCAGCUUCAGGUCCACGCAAGUUGCAAGGUGCUUUCUCAUCAGCCGUUGAAGUGUUUGAGAAUCCAGCUUGAUUUCCCCGUAUUACCUCUUCCUACCCACUGAGGUCUGUGAAGAUUAUUGAAGAUGUCGUCUAAGAUGCAAAGCUCUAAUAAUAUAGCCCAGGCCAGAAGGACUGUUCAACAGCUACGGAUAGAAGCUAACAUAGAGAGAAUAAAGGUGUCUAAAGCUUCUGCAGACCUCAUGCAUUACUGCAAUGAACAUGCCAAGUAUGAUCCUCUACUUAUGGGUAUCCCAGCUUCGGAAAACCCUUUUAAAGAUAAAAAGCCAUGCACUAUAUUGUAGUGGGAUGCUUGAACUCUUGCUGUAUGUUUUGAUGUUUCCUUUUAUUUUAUUUUUUUAAUAGAAAGAAUAUGAUCUUCAAACAUUCGUUCACUGUUCGCCUUAAAAUGAGCUAAACCCCAAGCUUUUAUUUGAUCGUAUCCACACUAGAAAUGUUCCUGUUGUCUAUGAAAAGGAGAGUCAAAGCUCCAAGUAAACAAAUCAUUUGUGGUGCAAAGACAAAACCAACCCAAGAAUGAAUUUUUCGCUUUAGGGCACAGCACAGAUGAGUUGUUUGCUUUGUGAUAGCAUCCACUGAUGUGGUUGUGUCUUCUGCAAAUAAAGGGUGAGGUCAGAGUGGGCGGCUCUCAGCAUCAUGAAGCACAGGAAACUAUCAUUUUUAAUGACUGCACUAUAUAUCUGCAGAUAAGCAGAGCCUCAUCAGCGGUGCUUUGACCCCAUCUGAUGCUUUUAAAGGCGUUCAGUCGCAGGGAGGUGUGGGAGGUUGAUGUGAGGGUUGAAAUGUCAGCAUCACAAAUGUGUGAACGGUGCUUGUGCUCAGUGGAGGAGGAAACAGGUGUCUUUUGGAGGCGUCACAUUGACGCAAUGCUGCUCUGGCCCUCCCUCAUUAACUCACUGUGUCUGAACAAUGGAGUGAUACAAAGCUAACCCCUCCUGUCAAAUCACUACACGCUAGACUGUGCCCUUUUUAUUUUCUCGCAGUAAACAUGGUGAAUUGUGUUUCAAAAGUUCAACAACUGCCAAAACUUUCAGAUCAGCAUUUUAAGAAGGUGAUGUGUUCAUGCAUUUGUAUGGAAUUGUUCUUUAUUUCCUAUACUAUUUUUCCCCCCCCCUUAUUUUAAUUACUGAAACAAAAUUUGGGAAACACUUUACAAUAAGGUUAAAUUUGUUAACAUUAAUGUAUUAGGAAUCAUGAACUAGCAAUGAAAAGCAUUUUAACAGCAUUUAUUAAUAUAAAUGAAUGUGAAUUUAUAAAUGUGUUGUACUAUUUUUCAUUGUUAAUUAAUAAUUCAUAGAUAAUAAUUCAAAGUUAAUUCAUAUAACUUGUUAAAACAAAUGAUAAAAAUGUAUUAGUAUACAUUACCAUUCAAAAGUUUGGGGUCAGUAAGAAUUUAUUUAUUUUUAUUUUUUGUAUAUUAAGAUAAAAUGUAUAUUUCUGUUAAGCAAGUUGAUCAAAAGUGACAGUAAAGACAUUUUGCUCACCAACACUGCAUUUAUUUAAUAAAAAAUACAAUAUUGUUGAAAUAUUAUUACAAUUCAAAACAACUUUUUCUAAUUUCAUAUAUUUUAAAAUGUAAUUUAUUCCUGCUGCAGCACAGCAGAUAUUUCAGUAGCGAUUAUGCCAGGCUUCAAUGUCACAUGAUCCUCCAGAAAUCAUUGCGGAAUAUGCUGAUUUGGUGCUCAAGAAGCAUUUCUCAUUUCUUAUUAUCUACUUAAUAUAAUUUUAGAAACUUUGUUGAACAAAGAGAAAGUUCAAAAUAACAUUAUUUCUUUCUUUCUUUCUUUCUUUUUUUUUUUGGUAACAUCAUGUUAAAAACAGACAAAAAUAAAAUAAUGACAUUAAAAUCUUGACAAAUCUAAACUUUUGAAUUGUAGUGUAUGUAGAAAUGAACAUUAACCUAACUAGCCAUUAUAGGUUGCACUUAAAAAAAAAAUUAUUUAUAAUAAGUUCAUGAUACUUUUAACCUUUACAUUUUAUAUUAUUGCAAAGUGUUGAAGAAAUGUUACCUUUUUCUCCAUUCUUCAAAUUCCUACUUUCAGUAAAUGGGAUGAGAUUUCCCCUAAUCAAAACAUCUGAAUUUGCAUUAGAAUACUUUGUCUUGUGUUAUUGCCCUGUGUAUAUUAGAUACAGUAGCAAUACUUUAUUGCAGAUCAUGGUACGUAAUAUAUAUUAUAACCCUUUAAUGAUUAUUUACGAGAUGCCUUAUGUUAAUGUACGCGUUUAUUCUGAUUGUUUUGAUUCAUAAUCAUUGUCUCUUUUUUUAUGUCUAAAUGCCAUUGUGCCAUCUCAUUCUGGGAUUUAACCAGCAAUAGAAACUCACAUAGGGUCGCAUAUGAUUUUUCUGUACACAUACACUGAGCACAUGAUGAUUUCUCUGAUUGUAGUUAUUUUUGACUGUUAUAAUCAUGCAUUUUGUCAUCAUUCCAUGUUUACAGCUACUGUACAUUUCUUUCAUAAUACUCUUGUGAAUUGCCAUGCAUUUAGUGAAAGUGAGUGUGUAAUGCCUUCAUGACACAGCUGGCAGAAAACAACUUCACCCGACCGGCUGAACCAGCCUUAAUGAAGUGUUCCUGCUCUGACUCGUUCACUGCCGCGCUCCUGUCUCGAGACGACAGCUAGAGUUAAACUACUGUGAACCAGCGGCGCUGCGAUCUUAUGGCAAUCUUAUCUUCACUGUGUCUUUAUCAUUACACAUCUGUCUCAUGCCUCAGGCUGGAUAUAUAUAUGCCUGUGCAUCAUGCAUCUGAACUUGUACAUGCAUUAAGAUUUUACUAAACCACAAUUUUAAUCUUGUUUGGACAACAGUAUGCUUUGAAUGGCAAUUUCAGCCUUGCUUUCUUGUUGAGUGAUGCUUUUAAAGUGACAUUUUCGUAAUGUUUCCCAACAGUAGUAUUGGGUUCUCUCAGUGGCCUGUUGUGUUUUUUCUUGAUGCUGUGGUCAUUUAUGAAGGUGCUUUUGUACUGAAAAUACUGUAUGACAUGCACAAGCUCUUCAGUCUGCUGCCUUAUCUCUUUUUGCCUUUAAAAAAUAUUUUUCAUAUGAAGAGCAUUCAGUGUCGCUGUAUUUGAGUGAAUUUUCCACCUUCCUUUGUGCUGAAAUUCCAGAGCUGGGUCCCAAUGUACUGGGUUGUAUGUUGUAUUUUUCCAACUAAAUAUAGAUUUAUUCUCAA
Molecule: messenger RNA, 3681 nt
Organism: Onychostoma macrolepis
Lineage: Eukaryota; Metazoa; Chordata; Actinopteri; Cypriniformes; Cyprinidae
Gene: gng12b
Product: guanine nucleotide binding protein (G protein), gamma 12b
Exons: 5
Coding region: 575-793 (72 amino acids)
Biological process (GO): G protein-coupled receptor signaling pathway
Cellular component (GO): heterotrimeric G-protein complex
Molecular function (GO): G-protein beta-subunit binding
Source: RefSeq, a predicted model, not a curated record